This is a messenger RNA of Exophiala xenobiotica, 2308 nucleotides long. RefSeq lists its product as uncharacterized. The transcript has a single exon. The record is from RefSeq and is a predicted model, not a curated record. Lineage: Eukaryota; Fungi; Ascomycota; Eurotiomycetes; Chaetothyriales; Herpotrichiellaceae. The coding region runs from base 32 to 2029 and encodes 665 amino acids. Gene Ontology annotation, molecular function: ATP binding; nucleic acid binding.
ACAUUCUGUGCAAUUGAAUUGAGGUCUUUCGAUGUCGUCUCCAGCCGUCGUAUGCCCGACGUGCCAAUUCAGAGCCUUGAUUGCCACUCUCAAGCCGUCGGUGCAGCAAUGGCAGACGCAGCGAACCAUGGCUUCGGCCAUGCGACAGCGCAGGAAACCUUCAAGAAUGACCCUAUCUCCAGAUGUGAGCAGAUCAGGCUCAGAAAGGAGAGCAGCGAAACGAGAUGAUGCUGGGCCGUUUGCUGGGAUGAACCAGACUCUGGCAAGACUACCAGAAAGAAGAGUGCCACGACAAUUACCCUCCCGAACAAGAAUGUCCCUUCGAUCGGAAAUCAAGAAGCGGGCCGAACGAGUCAAACCUUCUGCAACCAACGACGGUGAUGGGGAAACGGCCACGACAACUUCGGCCGCAGCCAAGAAGAGCAAGACUGACAAGGACGAGAGACCUACCUUCCACGCUCUGAAGAUGCAGCAGAUCCUGGCUCCCCUGUCCUACAGCCAACGAGACAAGCUGAAAUUGAAGCUGGAACAAAUCAAGUCCUUUGAAGAGUUGGGAUUGAUGCCCCCUGUGGUCGACGCCGUGUACACACAGGUUUUGCCACAUUUGACCGAGUACAUGCCUACACCGGUUCAGAAAUUGGCCAUCCCUGCGCUCCUGAGCAAGAAAGGCGAAUACCAGAAACAGAAACAAGCAGACGACGCUCCAAAGUACGACCCGUUCCUUAUCGCCGCCGAAACCGGAUCGGGAAAGACCAUGGCCUACCUGCUCCCACUCAUUCAUCAUGUCAAGGAGCAAGAAGAACUCGACCGAAUUGAGCAAGCAGAAAAGGAGGCCCGAGAAGCCAAGGAAAAGGAAGACCGGGAAAAGCGACUCGUCUUUGAAGCAGACCCAUCCGAGACAGAAGAGCAUACAAACCCUUCAACGGGCCGGCCACGAGCGCUCAUUCUUCUUCCCUCGUCUGAAUUGAUCACUCAAGUCACCAAAGUGGUCAAAUCCCUCGGGCACGCGGUCAAGUACAAAUCAGCAGGCAUAUCCUCGUCCAACAGCCCGACAGUGAUCCGAAACCGACUCUUCAGCCCGGGCGGCAUCGACAUUGUUGUCUCUUCACCGCACUUGAUCGCCAGCAUCGCAAAAAAAGAACCCAGCAUUCUCUCCCGGAUCCAGUACCUCGUCAUGGACGAAGCCGACUCGCUCUUCGACCGCUCUUUCAGCGAGACAACCUGCGACAUCAUCGACCGCGCCACUCCUUCUCUCAAACAACUCAUUCUCUGCUCCGCGACCAUCCCCAACUCUCUCGACCGCUUCAUCGACCGCCGCUUCCCACAAUGCAAACGAAUCGUCACACCCAAACUGCACACCAUCCCGCGUCGCGUCCAGCUCGGCGCCAUCGACAUCGACAAAGCACCAUACAACGGCUCUCGCGAUCUCGCCUGCGCCGACGUGAUCUGGACCCUGGGCAAAGCCGUCCACGAAGACCUCAACCCUCGACACACAGUCAAGCACAUUCUUGUCUUCGUCAACGAGCGCGAGAAAGCCGAAGAACUGGCCCGCUUCCUCGCCAGCAAGGGCAUUGACGCCGCGGCACUGACCCGCGACACCACCGAACAGCGACAGGCGGAGAUUCUGUCCACGUUCACGUCCACGACUCCGAUCGAAGGGUCAGAGAAGCCGCCUUCUGCAUCGUCCAAGAAGACUCAGCACAAACUGUUCAACGAUUUUGUGCCGUUUGACAGCUCGCAAGUCGGACUCGCCGGUGGUGACGAGGGCCGACGACCCACCAAGCACCUGCCCGAUACAAAGGUCCUCGUGACCACGGAUCUAGGAUCUCGCGGCGUCGAUACCAUGGCCGUGCGCCAUGUUAUCCUCUACGAUGUCCCCCACACGACGAUUGAUUUCGUCCAUCGACUGGGUCGGAUGGGCCGCAUGAACCGUCGUGGUCGGGGCAUCGUCUUGAUGGGCCGCCAUGACAGGAAAGACAUCAUUCGCGAGGUCCGAGAGGCCAUGCACAAGGGCCAGGCGUUGAUCUAGAUCGAUGACUUCUCGAGAUCCCUCCGAGGGAAGCAUCAAUGAGCAGCCGGGUCAAGAAAGACAAAGAGACAUGGCAGAGUUUUUGACUUUCUGGUAAGCAAGUAGUCACAGGGAUAAGGGUCCUGGUCCUGGUCCUGGUUCUCCUGGAAGACUUCAUCGCAUGGUUUCCGACUUUGACGAACCUCAAGUCGUGUGUAUAUAUAUCAUGAUAUGUAGAUACUUUACCUCAUGCUAGAACUGGAUUAGACUGUACAAUAAUCAAUAUACUUGUAUCAAAAU